Messenger RNA from Dichomitus squalens LYAD-421 SS1, 1509 nucleotides. RefSeq lists its product as uncharacterized. The coding region runs from base 385 to 930 and encodes 181 amino acids. The transcript has 7 exons. The record is from RefSeq and is a predicted model, not a curated record. NCBI's taxonomy places the organism in Eukaryota, Fungi, Basidiomycota, Agaricomycetes, Polyporales, Polyporaceae.
UGUCUGUACACGUACGACGAGUCUUAUCAGCUCAGCCGAUGCGAGCAAGGCAAGGCUUCCGCUCCACAUGAAGAGCCUGGGUGAUGCUCCAGCACGUCUCUGUACCCUCGUCUCCAUGAGUGCCAUCCUCUUCCUACAUCGCUGUCAGUAGAAGUUAUGGGGCGGCAUAACUGGGAGUCGGAGUGGGGCCAACGCUUCGAUUGAGGGCAAUGGCAUGGUGGCGUUUGGCGAAGCCUGCAAAUGCUGUCAGGAGGCAUCCGGAGCUGACUGUAAAUCAUCUCACGCUCCCCUGCUCCGGACACACGCCCCCCCCUGACUUACAGACAAGCUGGUUCUUCUAGGAGCCGAAUCGAGCUACUACGUUUAUGGUGAUUUAACGGAGAAAUGUCACGGUGGGAGUCGCGCCGUCUGUUCAUUCCGGGACGCUAUCCGUUGUCCGAAGAACGUAUGUUCGGAGCUGCGAGCAGGACCGGGGACCCGAGAGCAACACAGACAAAUUCAGCACAAGCACCGUUGGAGUACGGAGUUCGGAGACGGUUCUGUCCCAGCCAAGUUGGGUGUUCAUUUUGCGUGGCAAAUUCGGACGUCACAUGCAGGAGACGUGGAUACGGGAUGUGUCCACCGUCUCGUGGGGUCAAAACGCUGUCGUGUUCUAGGGAGACGGCUUCGACAGCGAUGCUGCCUAUUGCUCGUGUCCCCGAGACUCACACGACGUGGCCCUCUCGUCGUCAGGCGGACAGAGCACGCGAUCCCACGUCAUCGUCUUUUGACACUCGAGUUGCCUUCCAGUGCGAAGACUUUGAAGCAGGACCCUCUUCUCAUGCGAACUGCCUCCCGUGGCCUCUUGAGUCGUUGAAUCGAAGACGAAGAGAACAUAGACGAUUGGCGUCCUUCUCCACAACUUCUAUCGGCACGCUAUCUAGCGGCUGAAUCUCGCGUCUACCACCCUUCGUGUUCACAGUUCUACGCAGUGCAGGGCAUCUAAUGCGACAACUGUGCAGCUUCGACGAAGUAAUCGAUACGCCCACGCCACCCCACGCAGCUUCGCAAAAUUUGCAGUUUGAGAAGGAGAAGGGGCAGGACGUGCCACGGGGUAUCUCGGAUUCGUGCAUUCGGAAGCCGACCUUCCUCCGGGAUCCACCGCGGCGAGGCUUCUGUCUACCCGAGCUCUAGAGAUGGAGGAGGUGUCGCCGGCCGUUGGUAGAGCAGAUCCGCACGGUGUCCUUGCACCAAAUGUGGGCGCUUCACUCGCCAUCGAUACCACGGCGGGCAAAGCGCCAGGCUCCAAGCAGGGAAAUCUGUGCAGCAUUUAUAGGCGAUGCAACCUGGCCCUGGCAUUUCCAGUGGGCCUUUGUAUCCCUCUUUGUCAUUUGGGUAAUCUUAUGGGCACGUUGCAUCGCCCGUAUGUUCAGCGUAGAUUUCCUCACCUGGACCAUCGCGCUUUGCCUGCCGUGUACGGUCCCGCUGACUCCUAUCAUGUGAUUAUAAACAAGCAGCGGGUCGUGACAU